Limulus polyphemus (Atlantic horseshoe crab) is the source of this 2644-nucleotide messenger RNA. RefSeq names its product axin-1-like. The transcript has 9 exons. Gene Ontology annotation, biological process: negative regulation of canonical Wnt signaling pathway. The record is from RefSeq and is a predicted model, not a curated record. Lineage: Eukaryota; Metazoa; Arthropoda; Merostomata; Xiphosura; Limulidae. Bases 663 to 2567 code for a protein of 634 amino acids.
GAGAAAUUUACAAAUCAUCAAGGUCUCCUGCAGAUGGAAAGGAGAACGAAUUUCAAGCUGUAAAGAGUGAAGCAGAGGCAGAAAAUACAUACAAUAGCUAUGAAGUAAAUAUUAGUGAUAGCUCAUGUGCUGGACAGCGGACUUUGUUCAAAAGUAGAAGCAAGUUUAAGGACAAUAAUUCUGAAACAUUCAGAGUUCAAACAAAUUUCAAAGAAGAGAGGUUUAGAACUUUUCCUCCGAAAUUUCGAUAUAGGUCUCAUGACAUAGAUAAUGAACAUGAAGACUGCAGCAUUUUAAAUAAUGCUGAUGUCACAUUACCACUUUCAGAAAAUGGAACCCCAACUUACUUGAAAUGGGCAGAAGACCUACAGUGUCUCCUGCAAGAUCUGGAAGGAGUGAAUUUGUUUAAAAGAUAUUUAACUCAGGAAAAUUGUGCAGAUAGUCUGGACUUUUGGUUUGCCUGUGAAGGCCUUAAGAAGGCUAGUCCCACUGAUGUGGAUUAUAUUCAGCAAGUAAUUAAAUUGAUAUAUAAAAAAUUUAUAAGAUCAGGACUAACAGAUAUUAAACAAGGAACUAGAGAAGAAAUAGCCAGUAAAAUAAACACUAAAGUAGGGUUUGAUCAAACAAUAUUUGACAGUGCUCAAAAAAACAUUGAAAUUAUCAUGACAAGGACAACAUAUCCCAGUUUUCUGAAGUCUGAGCUGUAUCUUCAGUAUGUUCAGUUAAUGCAACAAAAGACUCAUUUGGGAUCAGCUAAACAAGUCGUUGAUUUAGAAUCUGUCAAUGAAAACAAUGUUAACUUCAGACAAGGAUCAUACAUCUUACAAACAUUACAUGAAAAUGCUGAACUCAAAGCAAGGCAGUGUCAUGAUGGGGCACUCCUGAUCAGGGAAGCUUUGAAGCAGCAAUCCAGGGUAAUGAAAAAUCUGUCUUCCUAUCCAUCUGAAGCUCAAUCUGGAGACUAUAGUCCUACUCUUCCAUCAAGAAGUCGGGUAAAAAAGCACCAGCAAAUGAUAAAGAAAAAUGCCAGUUUACACAGUGAUUAUCUUGGUCAUCAAGCUAUAAUACCUAAAACUCAGCAAACACCAAAUAUGUUUACAAGUUUGCAAGAAGAAAAAUUUGCAGCACUUUUAACUCAAAAAUUGUUUCAAGUAAAAAAAGAAAGGGCAACUCAGGAACGAGUUGAAGAGUCUUUACAAAAACUGGAGGCAGAAGAAGAUAUAUCCUUGUCAAAAUCUUGUGUUAGAAAUUUACAGCAUCCAUUGGACACGUUUCUAGAUAUUCCUUCACAGUUUUUAUCAGAAGCUAUAACAGAUGAGCAAGCUGUUUCAGAAUACAAUGACCAGUCUAUUUUGGACCAGCAUGUAUCAAGGGUGUGGAAUGACUCUGCACAUCAUACUCCGAGUGGAUCUCCAAGUCUCUUUUCUCCUUCCUCAAUAUCAGUAUCACCUCAACUAGAGAGGCAUAGAUCUGAUUCAUCAGGUUUUGGCUCUCUGGUGUCUUUGAGGUUGUCCACUUCAGGUAUGAGUACUGUGGGCCUCUAUGCCAGUCCUUACGAAUCUGUUCAUUCUCAUCAUAACAAUUUGGGUCAUCCAAAAGGGAAUCAAAAUUCAUGCUCAAAUGCUAGUGGAACAGUUCAUGAUUUCACUUCUGAUAAUGAACCCAGAAAAUUUUCUCUUCUUCCUUUCCACCUUCACAAGCAUUUCCAUCAUCACCAUUCAGUAAUGGCCAAAAGAGUUGGGGCAGCAUCAGAGCUGCCAAGUGUGACCUCUGCUGAACACCACCAGACUUGGCACUCCAAGGACGUGUCCAGGAAAUCAUGUUGCAAGAAGUUAUCAACCAAUGACUCUAGUAGCAGCUGUAAUGAUAGUGGAGUUAGUUUAGCAUGUGAUCCAGUGCUGCCAACCCUGGCAUCUAAUCAAAGGGUUUCUAGUUGGAUGAUGGACAAUGAAAAGUACUGUUGUGGUCCUGAUUUGGAGAAGGAUUCUUCUACAAGACAGAAGAAAUCGAAUAGAUAUUCAUUAUCCACUUCAUCUCCAGUACCAGGCCAACAAAGGAAUUCUAAGAAGUUAGUGGCCUCACCUUCUGGCUCCUCAGAGGGAGAAGAUUCUAUUCUUUGGUCUCUUCUUCUUCAAUUACCAGGCAGUGUACCUUGUUAUAAAUCUUGUUCUUACACGCCAACCCAUACUUAUCCAUGGGUGUUACAACCUACUCAGCCCAUUGCCUUAGAUCCAUCCAUGCCAGUCCUUCCUCCACCCGACACAGCAACACAGCUUCUGGAAGCUAAGCGACGGCUAGAAGAUGAGGCACAUUUAAAAUGUGGAAAGAACAAGUUGAACAAGAAAAUUUUAUCUAAUCACCAUCCUGGGUCUGGCUACUCUGGAGAGUUCACCAUUAUUGGUUACUAUUUCUCUGGAGAAUCAGUGCCUUACAGGACUAAGCUUCCUGGCAAGAAUGUCACCCUCAAGCAAUUCAAAACUCUUCUUAGCAGGAAAGGAAACUACAGGUAUAGCAUACAGUGGCGUACUUCUUCAAGAAAAGAUGCAAUGAAUUUGAAACUGGAAUAAUAAAUGAAGAAAUAUCAGAUGACAAUGAGGUGUUACCUCUUUGGGAAGGGAAGGUCUUUGCUACAGUUGAAUUGGUA